Messenger RNA from Wallemia ichthyophaga EXF-994, 780 nucleotides. Its product is annotated as Sulfite efflux pump SSU1. The record is from RefSeq and is a predicted model, not a curated record. Gene Ontology annotation, molecular function: sulfite transmembrane transporter activity. The transcript has 2 exons. Gene Ontology annotation, biological process: sulfite transmembrane transport; transmembrane transport. Gene Ontology annotation, cellular component: plasma membrane. The coding region runs from base 1 to 780 and encodes 259 amino acids. NCBI's taxonomy places the organism in Eukaryota, Fungi, Basidiomycota, Wallemiomycetes, Wallemiales, Wallemiaceae.
AUGAGCAGGCAGAACGUCGAAAAUAGACAGAUAUUCGCGACUGCACUUCUACCCACCGUCAGUACAAUAGUCGCAGCGUCUACAGGUGCUUCUGUGGCGACUGUCCUCCCAGACUCACAGGCUAGGAUCACUAUUGUCAUUUCAUACAUCCUCUUAGGCAUGGGACUGCCAAUAUCCGUACUCCUCAUGGCUAAUUACAGUUACAGACUUAUCCUAUUCAAGUUACCCCAGCCUGCUUUCAUUAGCUCGACCUUUAUCACUAUAGGGCCAUGCGGGCAGUCUGCAUAUGCCAUCCUCAAGCUGAGCAGCGAUGUUAAUAUGCUUAUCUCAAAAACAGGUCUGGUUCCAUUCACGGGUGUCAGAGAUGAACAAGCUGCGAGACUAGCGGGUAUUGCGCUACAAACAGUAUCCAUUCCGAUGGCUUUGUUUAUCUGGGGAUUCGGCGUGCUUUGGUUCUUCUUCGCUGUGAUAUCCUUCGCUGAUACAUGGGCAGCUAAGAAAAUACCUUUGAAUCUGUCUCUCUGGGCAUGCACCUUCCCUAUCGGCACGCUGGCCUUGUCUGCUCAAGAGCUGGGCAAGGAGAUGGACUCAACAGGGAUGAAAGUCGUCGGUACUAUCCUGAUGAUGCUCUUGUUGAUAAUUUGGCUGCUUCUUUUUCCAGUGACUCUUUACUUCAGCGUCAUUAAGGAUUCUUGGUUCACUAGCCCGUGUCUGUCGGAAGUCGGUGGCCAGCCGCCUUCAUUUGAGGAGGUUGACUUUAUCAAGAACCGCAAGUAUUGA